GGCCUCCGCCCCGCCCCGCCCCGCCCGGGGGUCCCUGCGGGCCGGGUCCUACCGCCGGGCGCCGACAGCCCGCGCCCGAUCCCCGACCCAGGAGCCGGGCGGGAUGGGGCUGAGCCGGGCCGGGGCGGGGAGAGCGGCCCCCGGGACGAGCGGUCCCGCGGGGCGAGACAGCGGGAGCCGAAGCACCAGGCAGCUCCCGACAGUCUUUACAGGCAAGGUCAGCUCCCAGACUACUGUACCUGGCAGCACAAUCUGGGGAGGAGUUGAGAAGCUAACAGUGGCAAAAGAACAGGCUAAGAACUAUAUGGAAAAUCUGGAUGUCUACAAGUCGGUGGGGCUGGACUUGAUGCACCUGAGGAUGUUGUGAGAGUUGGCCAGUGUGAUUGCAGAGUCACUGGCCAUCGUCUUUGAAAACUCAUGGUUUUCAGGAGAGGUCCCAGAGAAUUGGAAAAGGGCAAAUAAUAGUACCCAUCUUUAAGAAAUGGAAGAAGGAGGAUCUGGGAAACUAUGGAUAGAUCAUCCUUACCUCAGUCCCUGGAAAAAUCAUGGACCAGGUCCUCAAGGAAUCAAUUUCUAAGCACUUGGACGGAAAGAAGGAGAUUAGAAACAGUCAGCAUGGAUCCACCAAGGGCAAAUCAUUCCUGCCUACCCGAUUGUCUUCUAUGAUGAGAUGACUGGCUCUGUGGAUAUGGGAAGAGCAAUGGACAUAAUAUACCCUGACUUUAGCGAGGCUUUUGAUAUGGUCUCCCACAAGGUUCUCGCAAGCAAGCUAAGGAAGUAUGGGUUGGAUGAAUGUUCUAUAAGUAGAUAGAAAACUGGCUGCAUAAUUGGGCUCAGAGGAUAGUAGUAAAUGGCUCAAUAUCUAGCUGGCAGCUGGUGUCAAAUGGAGUGCAUCAGGGUUUGGUUCUGGGUCUGGUUUUGUUCAAUAUCUUCAUCACCAACUUGGGGGAUGGCAUAGAGUGCACCCUCAGCAAGUUUGCAGAUGACAUGAAGCUGGGAGGAGUAGAUACGCUGGAGGGCUGGGGUAGGAUUCGGAGAGACCUCAAUAAAUUGGAGGAUUGAUCCAAAAGAAACCUCAUGAGGUUCAGCAAGGACAAGUGCAAAGUCCUGCACUUAGGAUGGAACAGUCCCAUGCACCAGGACAGGCUGUUGACCGACUGGCUAAGCAGAAGCUUUGCAGAAAAGGAGCUGGGAGUUGCAAUGGACAGUAAGCUGGAUAUGAGUCAACAGUAUGCCCUUAUUGCCAAGAAGACUAAUAGCAUACUGGGCUGCCUUAGUAGGAGUGUUGCCAGCAGAUUGAGCAAAGUGAUUCUUCUCCUCUCUUCAGCACUGGACAGAGAACUGCGACCAGAAGAAAUUGAAGAACUACGAGAAGCCUUCAAGGAGUUUGAUAAAGACAAGGAUGGGUUUAUUAACUGCAGGGACCUGGGGAACUGCAUGCGCACCAUGGGCUACAUGCCUACUGAGAUGGAGCUCAUAGAGCUUUCCCAGCAGAUCAAUAUGAACCAGGGUGGCCAUGUGGAUUUUGAAGACUUUGUGGAGCUCAUGGGACCAAAGCUUCUGGCAGAAACUGCAGAUAUGAUUGGUGUGAAGGAACUACGUGAUGCCUUCAGAGAGUUUGACACCAACGGUGAUGGAGAGAUCAGCACUAGUGAGCUUCGGGAGGCCAUGAAAAAGCUGUUGGGGCAGCAGGUGGGCCAUCGGGAUAUUGAGGAGAUCAUCCGGGAUGUGGACCUGAAUGGAGAUGGGCAUGUUGAUUUUGAAGAGUUUGUUCGGAUGAUGUCCCGUUGAAGGUUAUUCUCAGCUGAAGAGGAACCAGCACCUUACAGAGGGCAGAAGAGGACCUAGGUGGAGCAUCUAGCCCCGAUGUUGCCACACAAAGGUUAACAGGCUGGCUGCAUUUGAGACAGUGCGAGGCAACCCGCCUCUCCUCCCCUAAAGUGGUCCCCACGUCCUUCCGCCCUUUCACACUGUGAAAGACUCGCACCUCCUACAACUGGAACCGUUCCUCAGAGAUGACGACUGCCGCAGAGCCAGGACUCGCCACGAUGCUGGGACGUUUGCAACUUUAGACACCUCCUCCCUUGCUUUUUAAUCACCUGCCAACUGCUGCAAAACAAGUGAAAGAGAGACCCUAUCAGAUGGGUGGACGAGAGUUAAGCCCUCUGGGAUCGGUGAUGGCAGCAGGGUGCACUGUGCACCUCUCGGUUUCCCUUGGUGACCCGUGUCUGUUUUUGCUGUCUGUGUGUGUCUGUCUGUCUGUCUGUGUGGAGUUAUUUAUGCCCCCAGUACCUUCUCCUGUCUCCUUUUGUUUAUAUUUACUAAGAGCAAAUACAAAUAUACAUUUGGGAAAAACAGAAAAGAGAUAAAUAUGCAAGCUGAA
Alligator mississippiensis (American alligator) is the source of this 2383-nucleotide messenger RNA. RefSeq names its product calcium binding protein 1 (gene CABP1). Lineage: Eukaryota; Metazoa; Chordata; Crocodylia; Alligatoridae. Bases 1078 to 1791 code for a protein of 237 amino acids. Gene Ontology annotation, molecular function: calcium ion binding. The transcript is spliced from 7 exons. The record is from RefSeq and is a predicted model, not a curated record.